AGUGCGUAGUUAGUCGGCCAGUAUCCAUGAGGACCACCCUGUACACCAUCGAUGAUAGUUCUUGUCGUCGCGGCCGGCGGCGGCUCGCAUUGAACCAUGUUCAGCAAAAAACUUCAUGUAGACGUCAAAAAGUCAACAUUGAAGAUCCAGGAUGUUAAAAAGGAUAGCGCGACCCGGUUCAAGCACCUUAAGAUCGUACUAGAAAAUGUGGACACUGAUGAGGCAAAGGGGUUUUUUGAAGGCAACUUUAGUCAUGUCUAUUUUAUUCUUUAUGAUUGUUUUGUCUCAGCUGAAGCAAACCUGCGGCAAAGAGUGCACAAAGCACAUAGGGAGGAAUUGGAGCAGGUGUUGCAGCUUUUAGAGAAAGUUCUAACACUUCUCCCCGAGCUACUUAACAGAAGAUGGCAGUGUCAUAGUCUGGCAAGGAUUUUACAGAAACUUUUACACCCCGGUAAUAGUUGGAAACUUCGUAGGCAAGCCAUAAGGUAUUUCGUUCUGUGGUACCAAGCACUUGGUGAAAAUGCACCUGAACACAUACAUCAAAUGUUUGCCAGCCUGGUACCAGGUUUUCCACCCCAACAACCGUCUCCCUACAAGUCGGACCGUAAGGUGGAUGGUAAAAAUAAACCUGCAAAAGUAGCUGGUUGUGAUGAUAAAGACAAGAAGGAGUUUUACGAUACACAAUUAUCACAAAGUACUUUUCAUGACAAUGGCUCGAGUCAGUGUCCGGUCAAUCCAGUUGAUGGUGGACCGAUUUUACCUCCACAAAGUGGAGAAAAGCCUCUUGAUAAUGAGACUGUUCGAUUUUUAGAAGCAUUACUUGAAUUUAUGGUUACUCAGGUUGUAAAAAUAGAAUGGCGAGAUAAAUCUUCACGACAGCACAAGACUUUCCAGUUUUUAUUAGAACGUUUUAAGGCUACAUACCUUCGUCAUAUAUGCCCUGAGUUCGACGAUAAUUUUUCCUUGUACAAACCUAAUUUAGAAUUGCCUAUGAUGCGUAAACCAACGAAUCAAAGUCAGGAUAAUUAUGUACUGUGUAAAGUCGCGUUAAUCAAAUGGAUUGCUAGUUUCACGCAUAUCGCUAGAAAAGAUGGUCUCUUCGCACAUCUUUCGCAGAGCACAACUCCAAACGAAGAAACCACGGAGUCGGAGCUUCGUCGUGUUUCGGUCACACAGAGUUCCACCGAUUCUAGUUUACUGUCGCCUGAAUCAACUGUAUCUCAGCAGGAGAAUCAAAAUCAGGAGGAUAGUACCGUCUCAGCUGUCACUCUUGUCAGGGAAGUUCUUUAUGGUAACAGAGACAACGUGAAUUUUGUACAUGAAUUGUAUAGACAAGCAUUUCUUUUGGACUUUAAUCAUGCCGGUGCUAUAAGAAAGGCUAUAGCCGUUUAUAAAGAUUGGAUACAGAUGAAUGAACUUCCUCCGUUCAUGUUAGAACCAUUGGAUAGUCACAAAGAAAGAGAUUUAGAAGAUACCCUGAAGAAGGAUGGCAACGAUAUGGACAAAAGUCCAUCUGAAAGUUAUCGUCAAACAAGAUUGAGGAAUGAUUCAUACCUCGGUGCUAUACACAGGGAGAAUUUGUUUAUCAGAGCGGGCUUGCAAAAUGUUCUGCAAAUAUUCAUUACGCAGGCUUCGAACGUUUUUUUCUUAGAAUAUUCGGGACUGAAUGCGUCCAUGACGUUACUGGAGGAGCAAACGGAUAGCUGUAAAAGAGUGUUGAACGUAUAUCGUUACGUCGUUAUGCAUUCUAGAUUAGAACCUAGUACUUGGGAACAGUUGCUUAGGGUAUUGUUACAAAUAACGUCGCUCGUUCUGAAUGAAAAAACCUCACGACGAAAAGUUCAAGACAGCAUCGGCGGUAAACUCGCACCCGCCAUAUUUCAAACAUUAAUUGUCACGUGGAUUAAAGCCAAUCUGAACGUUGUUAUUUCUACUCAGUUGUGGGAUCAGUUUCUGGAGGUGUUGACAUCUUUGACCCAAUGGGAAGAAUUAAUUCGAGAGUGGGCGAAAACGUUGGAUACUUUAACGAGGGUACUCGCGAGGCACGUGUACAACCUGGAUCUCAAUGAUCUACCGUUAGAUAGACUGAGUGAGCAAAAGACUAAAAAACGUCGGGGUGUCGGAAGUCGAGCCGCCUCUACCGGAAGUGUCCAACCGCCGCGGAAAGGAAGCGUUGAUCAAGAAAAUCAUACAGCUUCUAAAGAUAAUGUUACUGAUCAUCCAAUGCGAGAUUUGAGAAAAGUACGACCUCUGCCGCGCAGUGCAAGCGAUAACACGAUAUAUAAUGGAAAAGCUCGUGCGAAGCUCCAUAGGAACCGUACUCAUACCGUGCACAGCGGUAUUCCCGUACUCCCCCUAUCGAUAGAGCAAGAUAUGGCGCGGUUACUGUCAAGCAGUACUGCGUCUUCGUCGGGACGGACCAGGAAAAUGUUCGCGAACAGGCGUGCUAAGUCGCUGGACAGCAUUGUCAUAGUUGACAGCGAACCACCGUCACCGCGUUGUCCGUCUCCGACGCCCAGCAGCGGGGUCGACAGCAACAAAGACAGCCCCAUACAAAUUGAAAACAUUGACGGCAGUAGUAUCGAUACAAAUGAUGCAUCAGAAAGGAGAUCUGUUAUGGCUGGUGGUGGUGUUCGUGGAUGGUUACCUGAUGUGGCAGUGGUAUUAUGGAGACGUAUGUUGUCAGCAUUAGGGGAUGUAAAUAACAUUCAAGAUCCAACUCUUCAUGGUCAAGUAAUGGAUUACCUUGUGCAGCUUACGCAAACGCUCGUAAAGAUUCGUUUAAAUCAAGGCGUGUCUGGAGACAAUCAGGUAACGCCUCCAGCUCCGGAGCUCAUUCCUCCAUUAACAGUGAUUGCUCCUUGGUGUUUCAAGGCGAUACAACUUCCCGAUCAAUAUGAAGUCGGCAAGCUAGCAGCAUACCGUUUGAUCUGUCUGUUGACUAUACAACCGCAGGACAUCAAUCUACCGAAACAACACCUGACUCUGUUUUAUCGUGCAGUUCACAAUGGUAUCGUCAGUAAUGACAGUAAAGUGCUUCACGUGCUUGUGAAGUAUACUGGACCCAGGUUGUUCAGUUUGAAUCUUCCCGGCUCCAGUCUACUGAACUUGGAUUACAUUCACGCUGCUAAUGUGAUAUUGAGCAGUCAAGAUAUCGGGGCGCCAAGGACAGAAGCUGUUUCAAUAAUUGGAUCGUUAUUGUCGUUGCCUGUCACCGCGGUUAAAUUGCCUGUACUGCAACCCACUGCAACCGAUAUUGUAACCAUGACAUGUCCAGACGCAAAAGAGCAUAUAAUCACGAUACUCUUAAGAAGCUGUAGACGCGAACCAACUGGCAUCGCAAGAUGCGUGGCGCUCUCAAGCAUUGCUAUGUUCGUUUAUAGAGAACUAUGCUAUAAAAAUCAACACCCGAGAAUCCCUGAGUCGGUCACAGUUCUUCUUUUAGCGCUGAGAGCCAGUCAUGCCACUGUUGCUCAAGUGGCGUGCGACUCUCUCCAAUUGUUGUGUGAUAAAGCGGAUACCCUCCUGGAGUUGUAUCCAAAUGUGCCAUCGAAAAUAAUUCAAAUUUUGUCAGAAACGCUUGGAUAUAUGAGUGCUCGAGAAAGACGCGGCCCAUUGACAAUAUCAAUGUUAUUUUGCUUGGGCGAAUGGGCAAUGCAUCUGGGUCCGGAUGUCUUAUUGCGGGUGUUUCAGGGAAAGCCUUUGUUAAUGACUUUAUUCACCGUCUUGGAUAAUAUAGUACAAGACAAAAGUAGCAAGGGUUUGUCACAAUCAAACAGAAGCCACGAGGAUGAAGACGACGACUUUGAUCCGGACAUUACUUUGGACAAUUUAGCUGAUGAGACUUGCGUCAAGUCACCUCGCAGGGGCAAUAUUCAGUCUGUUCAACUGGCAGCAAAAAUGGUAAUGAUGCAUUUAAUAAAUCACCUGGGACACUUUCCAAUGGGCAUUGGAGCCGCUCGUUUGUCCUCGUUGGUCGUCGAAUUGGACGAUGUACCAGGAAUUGAUGGAGAUGAGCUAUCGUCCGCCAUUUUUCAUGCACCGAAUAUACAAUUGUUGAUGUUGUCAAACUCCGUGAUAAUGUCACUCGUUGAGCUAGCCGCACUGGAUGCACCAGGUGGCGGUGUCACGGCUGGUUUAACAACAGCUCCGUCGUUGGUCAGAGUUUUAUUGAGAGAUUUGGCGGGAAAAGCUUCGUGGGACAGCUCUAUCUUACAUAGUCAACCGUCUGUUGACGACGAUAUUCCGGUAGCAUUUACAAAGCACGUCGAAUGGAAAACGAAACCACACGGUGACGAUUUAAGCAGUGUUAUAACGCCUCAGACGUGUACACCUCGACAUACUAUACGGCACCGUGAACCUCACGUUUUACCUACGUUUACGAAUGGUGCGAGCGAUAUGGAUAACUUAGAUGAUCUCUUACAAUACAUAGGACAUACCAGUCCCGAAGUAUUAACCAAUCCAGAAAUAGCACUCAAUGCGCCAGCAAACCCUCCGCAGGGUCACUACCUCGAAAGCGAAACUAUUGCCACCAUUCUCAGUCAGAGGAAUGCAGAACAGGAGCAUAUCAACAAUUGGAGUCAACAUAUUAGCAUGUGCGCAUCGGCAAUAAGUCCGCCUUCCUGUCGUCCACCUCCAGCGCCGUUUCAUCACUGCCGCCUUCUGUUUUCGCAUUUCGGUCUGUCUGGUUGGGAACAGCGUCGAAAACUGCAUUUACUGUCCAAAAACGAGAAGCUGUUACGGGAGCUACGAAAUCUCGACAGUCAACGAUCCAGAGAAACGCAUAAAAUCGCGGUGAUCUAUGUCAGUCAAGGGCAGGAAGACAAGAACUCUAUACUGAGCAACGUUACAGCUAGCAAGGAAUACGAGGACUUCGUCGCGAGAUUAGCUUGGGAGGUCGAACUUGAAUCCCACACAGGUUUCCUCGGUGGCCUCGUUCCUGGGAAAGCUUCGGGGGUCACAGCACCGUACUUUGCGACGUCUUUCACUGAAAUUCUGUUUCAUGUGGCGACCAGGAUGCCUUCGGACUGUCCAGAAAGUUUGUUGCAAAAGACUCGCCAUCUUGGAAACGAUGAAAUUCACAUAGUUUGGUCGGAACACUGGAGGGAUUAUCGCAGAGACAUCAUACCAACGGAAUUUUGUGAUGUUUUAAUAGUGAUCUACCCGUUGCAAAAUAAUUUGUACAGAAUUCAGAUAUCACGAAAGGCAGAAAUUCCAUUUUUCGGGCCGCUGUUCGACGAGUGUAUCGUGGAGGAUAAAGUUCUGCCUGGAUUAGUAAGAACAACAGCUCUGGCGGCGAGUCGAGCGAAACGUUCUACGCUUACGUUGUAUCAACAUUAUUAUGAGGAGAGAGCGAGGUCCAUUGAUACUGUUAUGAGGAAUCAUAAGGAAGCUACCACCUUCGAGGAGUUCACAGCGAACGUAUACUCUCCGGUGCAACCACCAAGCCCAUUCAGCGGGGCUUCAUCCGUAUCUGGAUCUACAACAAGCGUGCAAUCCACAGCAUCGUCAAACCUCGCAGCAGCGCUUAUAGAUUCACAUCAGGGUCGAUCCGGGCUACGAAGUUCAUCGGCGGCGAGCAGUGAUAACCGCGCGAAUAGAGUAUCCGAUGGAAGUAGAGUGUGGUUCAGUAACGACACUCCAGAUAGUACGGCGCUCCAUGGGAUUUCCCCUAGACCCGUAAAGAAGAUGUCGUUUAAGACCGGACCGAAACAGAGGGCAAACACUCAACCCACGCCACCUGACAGUCCAAGAUAUAAAUAAGGAAUUUUAUAUCAGUACCGUAAAAAAAAAAAGGAACACUUUUUGCACAACAGGUUGUUUUGGGAGUCAACACACCCGGGAAAUUGUAAUUUAAGAGAAUUCUUUAAAAUGCUAAUUAACAGGACGCGUUACGAUAAUACAGUACACACGAGGAUGACCCGCUCGUCUCUACGUUCAAGUUAGUAGAGUUUGG
Molecule: messenger RNA, 5956 nt
Organism: Dufourea novaeangliae
Lineage: Eukaryota; Metazoa; Arthropoda; Insecta; Hymenoptera; Halictidae
Product: ral GTPase-activating protein subunit alpha-1
Exons: 27
Coding region: 97-5763 (1888 amino acids)
Biological process (GO): positive regulation of GTPase activity; regulation of small GTPase mediated signal transduction
Cellular component (GO): cytoplasm; nucleus
Molecular function (GO): GTPase activator activity
Source: RefSeq, a predicted model, not a curated record